AUGAAGGGUGAAAUUCUUGCUUUAAUGGGGCCUUUCGGCAGUGGGAAAACAACCUUGUUAAAGAUAUUGGGAGGAAGAUUGCAAGAAAAUGUCAGAGGAACUGUCACAUACAAUGACAUCCCAUAUAAUACAGCUAUCAAUAGGAGACUUCCAAGCAAGAUGAGUGGACGUCAGAAGUAUGAAAGAGCUGAAGUGAUUAUUAAAGAAUUAGGCCUGGAAAGAUGUCCUUACACGAGAAUAGGUGUAGGACUUAUUAUAGGCAUAUCUGGGGGAGAGAGAAAAAGAACUAGCAUAGGGUAUGAAAUCCUUGUUGAUCCUUCUCUCUUCUUGCUCGACGAACCAACUUCAGGCCUUGAUUCGUCCUCCGUAAGGAAGGAACGAGUCGGUUCCCCUUUCCGUCUUUCGGGAGGAGCAUCUCAAAGUAUUGGGCAAAGGAUGUUGCGUUUUGACUUUGUCUCCCGGGAUCCACCACAGGUUGGGUUUGAGAGCCGUGUGAUGGGUGACUAUCCAGCACGGUUUGGAGAGCACUUUUUGUCUGCGCUGGUGAAUGGAAGCCCCCUAUCAAGCAAGAAGGAAGCGGCUCUUCCCAGAAUCUUUCUAAAUCACUUCGUGUCAGCGGGGCCUUCAAGCAUCCGAAAUACGCCGGGAUUGACAAUGACAUAG
This is a messenger RNA of Nicotiana attenuata, 663 nucleotides long. Its product is annotated as ABC transporter G family member 26-like. The record is from RefSeq and is a predicted model, not a curated record. Bases 1 to 663 code for a protein of 220 amino acids. Gene Ontology annotation, molecular function: ATP binding; ATP hydrolysis activity. The transcript has 4 exons. Lineage: Eukaryota; Viridiplantae; Streptophyta; Magnoliopsida; Solanales; Solanaceae.